Molecule: messenger RNA, 1894 nt
Organism: Venturia canescens
Lineage: Eukaryota; Metazoa; Arthropoda; Insecta; Hymenoptera; Ichneumonidae
Product: sialin-like
Exons: 6
Coding region: 191-1840 (549 amino acids)
Biological process (GO): transmembrane transport; monoatomic anion transport
Cellular component (GO): membrane
Molecular function (GO): transmembrane transporter activity
Source: RefSeq, a predicted model, not a curated record
CAUUCCAUACAUUUUCUAUAAAACAGAAAGAAAAAACAUAGUAGAGCUUAAACUCUGAACGUUCGAUUGAAAAUGGGGACGAAUAAUUCAUUUCCCGGUUAAAUUGAAAAAAAAAACGUUGUUGUUUACAAUUGGUACGUGAAAUUUCGCGGUGCGACCGGAAACCUCACCUACAGCCGACGGUACCAGAAUGUACAAACAAUACUUCGAAAAGUUCUGCCCACAAUGGAUUCCCGCGAGAGUUGUCAUCUGCAUCAUGAUGUUCACCGCCUGUUGGGUCAGUUAUAUGUGCCGAUUGCAAAUGGCAAUACUUGCCGUACCUAUGAUCAAAACUGGAGCUGACGCCAAACAAAGUUCUGGGGCUUGCAUCGAUUCUCCGUCGGAAGAUGAUCGACCGAAGCGGUGGCUUGUUCUCGAUCCUUUAGACGACCUUUCAUCGAGUUACGAUUUCGAGGCCGACUUCCAAAAUUCUUCUCACUCCAUUGUAUCUCGUAGCACCAACGAGACGGGGGGUCGUCUUCCUGCAAUGAAAGGGAACGAAACACUGGGGGAGAGAAUGAGCAAUGUUCGUCUAUUCACUGGCGAACCUUUCGAGUGGAGCGCUUUCACCCGUGGCCAAUUGAUAUCAGCCUACGGUUGGGGAAACGUGCCAGGAAAUUUGGUCGGCGGCCUAUUGGCCCAGAAAUACGGUCCGAGGCAGUCGGUUUUUUGGUCGUCGCUUCUCGCUGCGAUUAUUUCCCUCUUAACGCCGCUAAUAGCACAAAUUCACUGGAUGGCGUUGGCUGCUUCGAGAGUAAUUAUCGGCUUCACCGGAGGCAUCACGUUUCCGUCUUGUCACACAUUGGUCGCUCGGUGGGCACCGCCCACAGAAAAAGGACGCUUCGUUUGGACUCUCCAAGGUGGAACAUUCGGCUCCAUUUUUCUCUUUGGCAUCAUUUCCAGCAUUGCUGAGAAUAUCAAUUGGGAAGCUGGUUGGUACUUUCCAGCGUUGGUCACCAUCGUUUGGACCGGCUUCUGGUUCCUCCUCACUUUCGACUCUCCCGAGGAACAUCCUCGUAUCAGCGACGCUGAAAAAGAAUACAUCCUCAGUUCUCAGGCUGGAGUCGUACGAAAAGAAAAACCAUCUUUGAAGACGACGCCGAUUCGCGAAAUUUUAACUUCGAUUCCCUUCCUCUGCCUCACCCUCUGUCACUUCGGCAAUGUUUUCCUCCUGUUUUUCUAUCAGAGUGGAAUGAUGCUUUAUCAGACGAAAGCCCUCGGAUUUAAGCUGACUAAAGGCGGUGUCGUAUCCGGCUUACCGUGGGCUAGUCGGGUUAUAUUUUCCUUUUUCUUCGGAUGGGCUGGAGACACUAUACAGAAGCGAAAACUAAUGUCGGUCACGACCUUGCGAAAGAGCGCUACGAUUUUUUCACACUUGUUACCAGGACUGUGUCUAAUCAUUGUUGGAUACUUGGGCUGUGCAUUUAUCUGGGCGAACGUAUUUCUGGUUCUUGCGUUAGGAUUGAACGGAGCAGCGUCGAUAUCGAAUCUGUCAAACAACCAGGAUCUUUCCCCGAACUACGCGGGCUUUCUUUACGGUUUAAUGAACACAUUGGGAUGUCUUUCCGGAAUAAUAGUACCGCCUGUGAUCGAAGAAGUCGCUGGCAAAUGGGGCAAUCCAAUCGAGAAGUGGAGAAUAUUGUUCUGGAUAGGCGCUGCGGUUUGCAUAUGUUGCAUGCUGAUAUUCAUCGUCGGCGGAAGUGGCAAGGUCCAGAGUUGGAAUGAAAUUAAAGUUGAUGAUAGCCAACAAGCGAGUGAGCAGGGAGCCUCUCAACAAUCCAAACAAGCAGCCAAAACUUGAGAGACAAAUUUUUUCAAUGUACUUCUUGAAAGAGAGAACACUUCACGAAAACGA